UCGGGGCGGCGGGAGGAUGGAGAUGAAGAAGCGGUUGACGCUGGAGCUGCGCAACAAGAAGCCGGGCGAGGUGAAGGAGCUGGUUCUUGAUAACUGCCGUUCCGACGAUGGGAAGAUCGUUGGUCUCUCUUCAGAUUUUGAGAACCUGGAGUUCCUCAGCAUGAUCAACAUCAACUUGCUGUCCGUCUCCAAUCUCCCCAAACUCAACAAACUCCGGAAGCUGGAGCUGAGUGAUAACAGGAUUUCUGGUGGCCUUGAAGUUCUAGCAGAGAGAACUCCUAACCUGACACACUUGAAUCUAAGCGGCAACAAGAUCAAAGACAUCAACACCCUGGAGCCCUUGAAAAAGUUGCCAAACCUCCAUAGUCUGGACCUCUUCAACUGUGAGGUGACAAUGCUCAUCAACUACCGGGAGAGCGUGUUCACGCUUCUGCCCCAGCUCACCUACCUAGACGGAUUUGAUGCUGAUGACCAGGAAGCCCCUGACUCAGACCCUGAAGCAGAUGGGGAUGGACUGGAAGACGAGUAUGAGAAUGGGGAAGGCGAGGAAGAGGAUGAUGAUGAUGAGGAAGAUGAUUUGGAUGAAGAAGUCAUUGAUGAUGAAGAAGACGAAGACGAUGAUCUGGAAGGUGAAGAGGAGGAGGAUGGAGUAGAUGAUGAGGAGGAAGAUGAGGAGGAAGAUGGUGAGGAUGAUGAAGAAGAUGAAGCUGAUGAUGGUGAGUCGAAUCCUAACAAACGAGACCUUCCACGAGGGGAAAAGAGAAAACGAAAUCUAGAGGAUGAAGGAGAGGAAGAUCCAGAAGACGAAGAGGACGAUGAGGAUGACUGAUCCGAGCGAGCCAAUCAGUUUUACAGACUAUGACUGUGCUUGUCUUAACCUCCCCGUUGUGUCUAUGUGAGACUGUAAAUCCCCGUCUCCCACUCCUCCCCCCCUUUGUAUGGCUGCAGCGUCAACAAUAUAUUUUUUUAAGAUGUAGAAUA
Molecule: messenger RNA, 981 nt
Organism: Gymnogyps californianus (California condor)
Lineage: Eukaryota; Metazoa; Chordata; Aves; Accipitriformes; Cathartidae
Product: acidic leucine-rich nuclear phosphoprotein 32 family member B
Exons: 7
Coding region: 17-829 (270 amino acids)
Biological process (GO): regulation of apoptotic process
Cellular component (GO): nucleus
Molecular function (GO): histone binding
Source: RefSeq, a predicted model, not a curated record